Messenger RNA from Chondrus crispus (carragheen), 240 nucleotides. RefSeq lists its product as hypothetical. Lineage: Eukaryota; Rhodophyta; Florideophyceae; Gigartinales; Gigartinaceae. The record is from RefSeq and is a predicted model, not a curated record. The transcript has a single exon. Bases 1 to 240 code for a protein of 79 amino acids.
AUGGGGUUUGCCGGGGCGAUGCGAAGGUUGGACGAGGGCGGCGGCUGGGGCUUCUGGGACGGGUGCUUCCGCUUGCUCAGCAGCUUGAUGAGGCCCAAGUCGGCUCGGCGAUGCGGACGUGGCCGUCCAGGUCAAGCAGGACGUUCUCCAGCUUCAAGUCGCGGUACACAACGAACAGUAUGUGGAUGUAAUCGAGGGCGAGGAGGAUCUCGGCGGGGAUGCGGCGGCGCGCCUCCUUAG